Messenger RNA from Bacillus rossius redtenbacheri, 5108 nucleotides. RefSeq lists its product as uncharacterized. Lineage: Eukaryota; Metazoa; Arthropoda; Insecta; Phasmatodea; Bacillidae. The coding region runs from base 43 to 795 and encodes 250 amino acids. The record is from RefSeq and is a predicted model, not a curated record. The transcript is spliced from 3 exons.
GGCAGGCGGGGCCAGUGGCGGCAGUGCUGGCGCUGGCAGGCCAUGGGGGCGGCGUGGUGCAAGGGCCGAGCCGCCGCCGAGGGCGACUCCAAGUCCGCCGUGGGCCGGGUCAUCGUCCGCUGCGUGAACCAGAUGUGUCCAGCCCAGCGCACCGACCCAGCAGGCGACACCCGGCUCGAUACUCCAGCCGCCCGCCCUGACAAGGAGGAAGUUUUCCACUGGAGUAGACCGCUCCCGCCCCACGGCGCCGCCGCCAGCGGGGCCUGGCAGAGCGCAGUGCUGACGGUCCCGGAGUCUGAGCCGCCCAUGCCGCCGCCCAGGAACAAGAGGCGGCAGAGGAGGCGGCGGUCCAGCGGCCAGCCACUGGGCAGAAGCCGGAGCGUGUGCCUCGCCGGCCGCCCCCGAGCCGCCCCCGGGUCCUCGCCGCUCCGCAGGGCCGGCAGCGCCUGCGACCUGUCUGCGGCGGGCCCAGAGCUGCCCAGGUUCGUGUUCGACUUCACGAGCUACAGCGGCGCGAAGACGCCGCCCCCCUCCCCCGCGCGCGCGGUGCACGUGCCCGAGGACAUCCUGCGCGAGCUGGGGCUGCCCGCCAGCCUGCGCGAGGAGCACAAGCUGGGGCGCAGCCGCGCGAGUAGCGGCCGCUCCUCCAUGACGCCGUCCCUCAGCGAGCUGGAGGCGGCGCUCUCCGACCUGCUGGAGGCGGGGGCCGCCCGCGACGACGACGAGGAGGCGGAGCCUGUGUCCAAGGCGAGGCAUCAGCACCGCGCACCGCCCCUCAAAGAGGUGGUAGCGUAGUAGCCGCUCUUCCAAGACUUCGUUCCUAAGCGAGCUGGAGGCGGGUGCCACACGUGAUGACGAAGAGUGGAGGCAUCAGCACCGCGCUGCUUCUCCCAGAGAGGUGACAGCGUAGCGGCCUCUCUUCCUCAAGGAGCUGGGGUGGCACUUCCUGCCUGGUCGGAGGUUGCACCCUGGCUGUGAGGAAGACAAGAACGCGGGGCACUGCCACCAUGGUCCAGCCCUCGUACACCUCGUACAAGAUUUUUAUUUGUGCCCUCGGUAGUUUUGGUCUGACUUCUUUAGUUUGUUCUAGCACAGAAGCCAAACAUCUUAAAAAUAAUCCAAAUGGCGAAAUAUAGUUUAUUCCCACUUAGAUUCGUCUUUGAUGUAACACUUUCUUCAAAAUAUAUUAAGUUAAAUAUAAAUUAUAAUGACUCCUCAACAGUCCACUAGAAAGAUGUCAUUUUUAUAAUGCGUAUUAUUUUGACUAUAGCUUUAUAUUCAGCACAAUAGUGUGCGAAGAAUACUAUUUACAAUAACUCGGAGUUUGAAGUACCGUAUUAACCCGAAAUUAAUGCGACUGUGAAUAUAAUGCGACUCCAAACGGUUUGAUCAUGAGUGUGUGAAGAAGACUUUAUGGAUCAAAUUUAUUCCUUAUUUAAAAGUCCCUUUUGGUGCCACGUUCGUCAGUAGAGUGAUUUAAAUGGUCUCUUUUGAACACCAAACCGCAGUUAAAAAAAUAUUGUUUUAUUACUGUAAUUCAAAAGGGGCUGCUCAGAAUAUGGUGUGUACGCAGGUCGUCUGGGAAGGUGAAACAGAGGUGGAGGAUGCCUUCGCCAGCAGCCUCAGUGAACAGAAGCAGACAGAAACCAGUGACAAACUCCAUUAGCUCCCUCUCCUUCAUCCUGCUUCUCUCAUCUGUCACACCUGUGCAGAGGUUCAGGAAGGUCCAGACUAAAGUAAUAUAAGUGAUGCAGUUUACAGACAGAGCAUGCAUUUUUUGAACUAAGCUCUUCCCAAUGGAAUGAUACAAGUUUGUGAUUUUAAUGUGACCCCCACUUUUAGUUUCAAUAGUUUAGGCAAAAAUCAUAGCGUUAUAUUAAGGUAAAUACCGUAUAUAAAAACAGAAUUUUGCCACAACAUGGGUUCAAAUAAAAAAAAAACUCUUAUAUCUUUUUCUUCACUAAAAAUGAUGUCAUAAAAAUUGUUAUUUAUAUAAAAAUUUAAAACUGAGAUGCCAUAUACCUACUAAUUUAUAGUGCUCUAGUUUUGGAGGAGUUUUCCAGCAUCUUUGCAUUCUGUAUUGAUAUAUUGCAUCAUACAUUAAAGUUGGCCAUUGUUAGGCUUUGUGAACAGGCCCAUAAUUAUUAUACCUCAAAAUUCAAUCCUCAUUGCACUAGUGAUGGAUUUAGCAGAGGAAUUUAUUCCUGCUUGCCUAUCCAAAUAAAGUUUUUAUAAAAUUAUUGCCCAAAAUUGAGCUACUUGGCACCUAACUCUUCAACAGCUCAUUUAUGGUGAUGGCGAUUCUUGGCAAAUGGUUUCAUCGAAUUCUAAAAGAGGGGCAGGAAUAUAGACACUCUAGGCCAAAGUAGCCAACCUGUUAUCAUAGAAGCCAUCAACAAAUCCAAACAAAUGAGCAUGCAAUAUUAUUGUAAGGUGUUUGACGUAUAAACUACAAACUCUUCCGCACUACCUUUACCCUGACUAUAUGCUAUUGUUGUUUGUGAUAGAUCUUGGUUACAAGCAACUGAGCUCACUUCAGUAAAAUCACAGUCUCAUCCAAGUAAUUGAAAAGUAUAUUUACCACGGCUCUAGUACGAUGAUCUAGCCACAUGGUCAGUGCCACCAACCUGACGACGACAGGCAGUGUGUGCUUCUUGGAGUUGCCUAUGUAACGAAAGAAUUAUAUAAUAUAUUUUAUCUUUUUUAUUGGAUUUUAAAAAUAAAGUACCACUUGCCAUAAUAAUAUAAAUAAAAAAUUUAACAAACAAUCUCUCAGAAUACCAUGCAAAUCUCCAGAGAAGGAUCUUCUACAACAUACACAUACACCAACAUUAAUUAAUAAUUAAAAAUGAGAUUUUUCAGCACAUGAAUUUUUCUUAAAACUUAAAUUCUUAAAGUAAUGUGUAGUAAUAAAAAACUACAUGAAUGGUGAAAAUAUUCAUAACGAAUAAACAAUAUUCAUUGUUUUGUGCGAUUGCUAUACAUACAUUUAAGUUUUGAACAUAAUAUAGAUUUUUAUUUUGUUUGCUUUCUCUAAUGAAUAUCUACAAAUAUUAGUAUUUAAUUAUAUUUCACAUAUAUUUGUUUGUAUCUUGUCUUGUUACUCUCCAGGUUAUAAAUAUUAUUUAUCAGUUUAUGAUAAGUAAUAUUGUAUUAUUUUUUUAUUGAAGUGAAAACACUUUCGCUCCUAUUGUACCCAAACGUGUACAUGAUUUAAACCAUAGUUAUUUUAACGUGUCCUCGUACACCACACGAAAUGUCCACAUACAGUUACUUGUAGGAGACUGCUGUACCUGUAGGGACUAUCAGUUGAUGGCUGAUAUCACAUCUAAGUUUGCGUCACUGGUCUAGCUUCAUGACUGGCACUGACAGGUAAGUAGACUCAGCAGCUCAGAGUUCUUUUCAAGCUGGGCUUCGUAGCCUUGGGAAUGGAAGGGGGGGGGGGGGAAAGUUAAGUGAAACAAUUACAAAACUGACCAGUGACAAUAAAAGUAAUCGCUACAAAAUGCUUGUUAUUUUUGGGUAGCGGAAGCAAAUGUCGUAAAUGCAGUAACACACUUUUUUUUCUUCCUGAUGAGGUAAAAUGAAGACUAAAAAUUUUACUGUUGAAAAUCCACAGGUUUCUGUCCCUGGUUGAGUUGUAGUUUCCGAGUGUACUUGAGUGAAUCCUUAGGUUAGUAUAGUCAUUCUGUAAGUGCCUUAGUGUCGGUUUUAAGCCCCGCCUCAGCAGGCUGAAGGAGGUUUUCGAAAGGAACUCCUUGUGUUGUAUCCAAGUGGCUGAGAUACAACCUGGCCCCGAUUUUCAAACGGGCCAACCGUGUAUUUGCUCAGAGCGCCAGUUCUUGAGGAGUGGAAGAAUGUGAGGUGCGAAAAAAUAUUGAAGGAAGGGAAAAAUAAGUUUGUAACGUUCGGUAGUGACUUAUUUAAAAAAAAAGUAAGCGAGGCAUUCAGUACUUGUCAUUGAUGUGUAAACAUCUAACCUCGGUAUGAAGAAGAUUAAUGUGUUCUCAUGUUGCAAAUAAUACAAAACUUUGACACGAAAAUAACGUAGAAUACUUAAAAAUAAUGCCUAACGUUAUAUAUAUAUACAGCCUAUUCAAAAAUUAAUCAUUUUAAGAAAAAAAAGUUAAAACAUUUCCCUCUUUUUUUAAAAAAUCUAACUAUUAUUCUGUUUAACAAGAUAGGUUAGGCUAGGCUAAUUUCUUUAUUUCCUACAAUUUUUCCCAAAGUAGAUCCAUUUGAUGGACAUAGGGUAGUAUCGGAACAGUUAUGUUGUAGUUCGUUGGCUGGUGUAGGCAGAGUGCCUUAAAAGACAAAAUGUAAAGUUAAAGGACUCGUUGAAAUUUUUUCUGAGAUUAUAUUGUUUUUGCGUUCAUAAGAGUAUUUAAUUCCUCGUUGUCAUGGUGGCGGAGCGGGUACAGGCGUAUGUUUUGGUUUGGACUAUAAUUGUAGUUUAGCACCAUCGAGCGGGGUUGGUACUUUGAUGGGUGACCACGAUUAUAUAUAUAUAUAUAUAUAUAUAUACACACACACACACACACACACACACAUACACAUGCAUGAAUCAUGUGGGUCCGCCAUCUUUUCCUCACAGACGCAGAACCGUGGUUACGCAUUUCCGUUUCAUAUUUACGAAAUUUCUCCUAACAAAUGCCGUAUACCGAGAGAAAAGAUGUUUACACAUAGACAAAUAUGUCAAAUUACAGUAGUUGUAACAGCCGUAUGAAACUAAAACAACCCUAAAUAAAAUUUAAAAAGGAAAAUAAGCCAGUUUUUGUCUAUGAAAAACCUUAGUUUUUAGUUUCAUAAUGUGCUGUUUCAAAGCAGAUAAUAAAUAAGCUUGAAUUUAGACAAUUUUAUGAUUGAGGGAACUGGGAAAGGAAGAUGAUCUGCCCAGAGCGCUAGCUGCCUGAAGUCGGGGCCUGGUACAACUCCGCGACGAGUACCGCUGGUGUGCUGGUCACGUCCAGGAAGCUCGCAGCCAGAGUACUGUGACCUGCGCGAGCAUUUGUUUCUGUAUAUGCACAUACUUUUGAUUAUGUAUAUAUAUAUAUUAUAUAUGUUAUGUAAGGACUGUGUACAAAUAAACUGGUUUUAUCAUGUUGAAA